AUGUCUCAACCAGAGGAAGUCGUCUCUCCAGUCUCCAGGCGAGACGACUCGUCUUCUGAGAGCAUGGAAGACGCUGUUGAGAAGCAGGAGUUCCGCGAGGAUGUGCCCGAAACCGCCUCAGCUCGAUCAUUAACGAAACGAUCUCCCUCGCAGACACAGCAGGCGCCCCUGUCCGAUCCAGAAGCAAAAAGCACUCUCGAAAAGGAAUCCGCUCCCGCUGCGGCUCUACCCCCCGGCCAAACUGACGAAAGUGCGCCCACUCCCGAGAACCAGUCUACACAGGAGAAGCACCGUGACUCUGUUCAAUCCAGCCACCUAUCCGAUACGUCCAACCUAGAGAAUGUCAAUCUAGACGACGAUUUGACACCCCCACAAAAACAAGAAAACCCCACGUCCAAGAACCACAUCCCCAAGGAGACGUCCAAGACUCUCUCGCUAAGCAGCAUCACGAACGCACUUCCAUCUAUGCCCUGGUCCCCCUCUGCAGAUUCCGCAUCGCGAAGCCCUAUCCCGUCACCGCCAGCGCCUUCCACCCUAUCAACCAGUCAUAUCAGCGCCCCCGCACCACCUACCCGAAAACUCACAAGUCCUUUUUCCUGGCUCUCUCGGAACUCGACGCACAAGGACGGCAACACGUCUCCUCCUGCCACUCAGGUGUCGCCUAGGCGAAAUACAGCCAGCUCCAUCGCGACUCUGACAAGCAACCCGGAAAUGAUGCUAGGCAAGUUGGAUGAGGAGGGGACCUCCGCCAAUGGUACGACCAAUGCCAAUAGUUUGAAGGAUCGCUUUAAGCUCGUGCGAAUGAGAGAAGAGGCCGGGGUUACAGUGCCCACUGGCGAUGACGACAAACCCGGCCCUGUCCCUAUCACACCUGGCACCCAUAAGCCUCCCAGUGUAAAGAGCAACGAGUCGGCAGACAAGCACCUUGCCCCUGGCACUGCAUCGGGCGUCUCCGCCGGUCCCUCGGCAAUUGCUGAAGCGGACGUCGACUGGGAUCUCUGGCAAUCCGUCGUUUACGAAGGUCCGGCGGCCGUGGCGAGGUCUAGCGCAGACGAGCUCAAUAGAGCUAUUGCUACCGGUAUUCCCAGCGCCAUCCGCGGGGUCGUGUGGCAGGUGCUAGCGCAGAGCAAGAACGAAGAACUCGAGCAGGUCUACAAGGAACUCGUCACCCGCGGCAAUGAGAAACAAAAGGACCGAAACAGCAAUGGCACCUCUGCGAGCGCGACGACGAACGGCUCUCUCGCGGUGCAGAACGACGCAGUUGGUUCGUCGGCGUCCUCCAUUCACUCCGACCACACUGGAGCCAACGGAACCCCCUCUCCACGAACCCCUAGCGAGAAGUUCCUCACUGAGGCAGAGAGGAAGAAGAAGGAAAAGGAAGAUGCCGCAAUGCUUCAGAAGUUGGAAAAGACGAUCCGCCGAGAUUUGGGCGCCAGGACAAGUUAUUCCAAGUAUGCCGCCGCAGCUGGGCUUCAAGAGGGCCUCUUUGGAGUCUGCAAGGCAUAUGCUCUCUUUGAUGAGGGCGUGGGGUACGCACAGGGCAUGAAUUUUCUGGUCAUGCCUAUCCUCUUCAACAUGCCCGAAGAAGAAGCCUUUACCCUCCUAGUGCGGCUGAUGAACCACUAUAACCUAAGGGACCUCUUCAUCCAGGAUAUGCCCGGACUCCACCUUCGCCUAUACCAAUUCGAACGCUUACUUGAAGAUCUCGAACCCGCCCUAUAUUGCCACCUCCGCCGCCGAAACAUCUCCCCCCAUCUCUAUGCGACGCAGUGGUUCCUCACAUUAUUCGCCUACCGCUUCCCAUUGCAACUAGUUCUUCGAAUCUACGACCUGAUCUUAUCCGAAGGCCUUUCUGCCAUUUUACGGUUCGGCGUCGUCCUAAUGCGAAAGAAUGCAGCGGCCUUGCUUGCGAUCUCGGAUAUGCAGCACCUCACGACCUUCCUCAAAGACAAACUAUUUGACGUGUACAUAGACAAGGACCCAAGCGCGGGUAGCAUUCUUGAGAACGGCUUCUUUGGCAGCUCCAGCUCGAACCUGGACAAGGAAGUGUACAGGGCUGACCAGCUCGUGCGGGACGCGUGCGAGGUCAAGCUGACGCCGGAACUUCUAAAGAGCUACACCGUCGAGUGGGAGGAGAAGACCAAAGCGGAAAAGGAUCGCGAGACCGAACUCGACAACUUGAGGACGACGAGCGCGAGCCUUGCCAUCAAAUUGCGGAAGCUCGAGGAGCGCCUCGAGGCCGCCGACACGGAGCAGGCGGCUAUGGCCACCGAAUUGGUCCAUACGAAGGUCGAAAACGAGGAGCUCAAGGAUGAGAACGAGAGCCUCAAGGGCCAGGUCAGGGAGCUCCGCGUUGUCAUCGAAAAGCAACCGGAGGAGAUUGAGCAGGCGUGGCAGCUGGAGAGGGAUGACUUGAUGAAAAGGAACCAGAAGGUCCACGACGAGAACCAGCGGCUGGAACAGGAGUUGACCAACCUUGAAGAGCAGCUUGUGCAGACUAAGAUGCAGUAUGCAGAGAUUAACUCUCAGCACGAAGCACUUACUCGCCGGUGGACCGAUCUCAAGCGACAGUUUGUCUAA
This is a messenger RNA of Scedosporium apiospermum, 2580 nucleotides long. RefSeq names its product TBC domain-containing protein. The transcript has 5 exons. Bases 1 to 2580 code for a protein of 859 amino acids. The record is from RefSeq and is a predicted model, not a curated record. Lineage: Eukaryota; Fungi; Ascomycota; Sordariomycetes; Microascales; Microascaceae.